CAUUAUAGAAGAAGAAAACGAAUCACGGAGAGAUGACGGUUAUUAAUAUUAUCUUCAGAGUUGAAGAGAUUUGCAAGAAGUACGACAAGUACGACGUCGACAAGCAGCGCGAGCUCGGCGCGUCCGGCGACGAUGCCUUCUCCCGACUCUUCAACUCCAUUGAUACCGAUAUUGAAUCGGUUGUACAUAAAGCGGAGUUGGCAUCAACAGAGACCAAUAGAGCUGCAGCUGUGGCCUUGAAUGCUGAGGUUCGAAGGACGAAAGCGCGUUUAGCUGAAGAUGUUGUUAAACUGCAGAAACUGGCCGUUAAAAAGGUGAAAGGGCUAACAAAAGAGGAACGAGAGUCCCGAUGUGAUCUAGUUAUCGCGCUAGCCGAUAGGAUUCAAGUGAUACCUGACGGACAUGAAAGACAAGCUAAUAAUGAAUGGGGAGGUGCUUCUGCCCCUAACAAGAACAUCAAGUUUGAUAUAUCUGAGGAAGACAUGGAUGAUGAGUUCUUCCAGCAAACUGAAGAAUCCAGCCAGUUUCGACAAGAAUAUGAAAUGAGAAGAAAGAAGCAGGACGAGGGCCUUGAUGUUAUCUCAGAAGGUUUGGACGCACUGAAGAACUUAGCACGUGACAUGAACGAGGAACUUGACAAGCAAGUCCCAUUGAUGGAUGAAAUGGAAACAAAGGUUGAUGGAGCAACUUCGGAUUUGAAGAACACCAAUGUUCGGCUCAAGCAACAGCUUGUAAAGAUGAGAUCGAGCCGCAACUUCUGCAUCGACAUUAUUCUUCUCUGUGUGGUCCUUGGAAUCAUCUCUUACAUCUAUAAGUAACCCAAUUGCUCUGAACUAAAGUUGGUGACGGCAUCAACCGACAUUCUCAUUGCCAUUGUGAAGCCUAUGGUAACUUCUUAACCAAAGUAAUAAUAGUCAUUUCUUGGAGAGCAAGGAAACAUGUUUUUUUUCACAAGCUUUUACCAUAUGUAUACAGUUUUAAGGAAUUAUUCUUGGCAAAAAAUAAAUAUAUAUUUACACAAGUUCGCUGCUGUAAUUGUGUUUGUUUUGUUGGGCGAUUUAUUUUUGUUGAAUCAGAAUGUUUUAGCGUUUCCAUGUG
Brassica oleracea var. oleracea is the source of this 1098-nucleotide messenger RNA. Its product is annotated as syntaxin-72. NCBI's taxonomy places the organism in Eukaryota, Viridiplantae, Streptophyta, Magnoliopsida, Brassicales, Brassicaceae. Gene Ontology annotation, biological process: vesicle fusion; intracellular protein transport. The transcript is spliced from 9 exons. The coding region runs from base 33 to 818 and encodes 261 amino acids. Gene Ontology annotation, molecular function: SNAP receptor activity; SNARE binding. Gene Ontology annotation, cellular component: SNARE complex; membrane; endomembrane system. The record is from RefSeq and is a predicted model, not a curated record.